Messenger RNA from Penicillium maclennaniae, 1701 nucleotides. Its product is annotated as ferric reductase family protein. Gene Ontology annotation, biological process: iron ion transport; copper ion import; intracellular iron ion homeostasis. The coding region runs from base 1 to 1701 and encodes 566 amino acids. The record is from RefSeq and is a predicted model, not a curated record. Lineage: Eukaryota; Fungi; Ascomycota; Eurotiomycetes; Eurotiales; Aspergillaceae. The transcript has 5 exons. Gene Ontology annotation, cellular component: plasma membrane. Gene Ontology annotation, molecular function: ferric-chelate reductase activity.
AUGGAUAUGGAUAGCAGCAUGUCUGGAGGCCCCGGCCUCACGGACGCCGGGCUUGAUAUGUCAAAUUCCACUGUGGCCGCUGACUUCCUAGCUGCGCUUCUCGAUGACUCCACGUUGCAACAGACCGAUUAUGCUAUCGCGAGGGCAUUUUGGUACGGAAUCGUGAUUGUCAUCGUGCUGGCAGGUAUUAUCAACUGGACUCAAUGGGGCCUGCUGAAGUUACGAUUACGAGCGGCCGCCGCAAAUCGUCCCCGGCCGACAAGUCCUUCAAACAUAGUCACUUCAUUCCUCGCUGGCUGUACUGCUGUAGUUCGAGAGAUUGCAUACCAUCAGAUUGCUCCCGCUAGAUCCUGGCUGCGGAUACCAACAGUCGGAUCAAUCAUGUUAAUUUUGAUAUAUUUUGGGUACAUCAUGGGACUUCAGUUCUUUGAUUGGGACUAUCCCGGUGCACAAUAUUGGCAGGCACAAGGUCUCCGGGCAGGUUGGCUCACGAUAGCCCAGUUCCCACUCCUCCUGCUCCUGGCUGGCAAAAGGAAUUUGAUUGGGUAUGCAGUCGGGGUUUCGUACGAACGACUACAAAUCCUGCACCGUUGGGUCGCAAGGGUCAUGCUGCUCACUGCUACCAUCCACGGUGGUGUUCAAGCCUAUGGCUGGAAUAAGUAUGGGGUCAUGAAUCUUGAGAUUGACACUGAUAGCUGUAUCCCCACUGGCUUUUCUACUUGGAUGAUCUUGCUUUGGCUCGUCUUUUCCGCAACAGCCCCGAUUCGAAAUUGGCGCUACGAGGUAUUCUUGAUUCAACAUAUCAUCACUUUCAUUGGACUUGUCGUUGCUAUCUUUUUCCACUUGCCUUCAACCGCCCUCAGCUCAAGUCACCUCUUCACGAAUUACACAAUGGAGCCCGGGCAGCAUGUCUUCUUAUCUCUUCCCAGCUUGGGUCUGGGUCAAUCCCAUCCCGCAACAAUUCUCUCCAUUUCCUCGUCUCACGAAAACAAAUUGGUCUUCAUCUUGCGAGCACAUAGGGGCUUCACUCAGCGAUUGCUUCAAUCCGCUAAAUCGUCCUCUACGGAUCUCUCAUCAGCGGUCAGAGACAAAGAAGGGGCCAUUGGGCAAAACACUCAGGAAAUCAAAGAAGAGGAAUUUGUUUCCCUUCUUAGUGGUCCAUAUGGGGGAUCGCAUUCCGACUUUGCGGCUUUUGACACCGUCUUUCUCAUCGCAGGAUCUACCGGUGUUACAUUCACGCUACCAAUUCUUCUCGAUAUUGCGGCACGGUCGGCAAAUCAUAAGUUGCCAGUCCGCAAGGUGUUGACUCAGGGGAAAAAUCAACAAAGAAAGCAGGGUGCAAGUGCCAGAAUGUUGAAGGCCCGUGUUGCUGUUGUGAUCUGGACACCGGAAGUACCCAAGGCAGCUUUGAGUGAGGAUGCAGAUAUUGAAUCCAUUCGGAUUCGACAGGGUCAAGCAGAUACUGGCACACAAUUACCACUCGCCUACUGCACGAUAUCAUCCGGCCGGCCCGCGCUGAAAGUUCUUCUCUGGGAUUUACUGGAUCAUGCGCAGGGCGAAACUGGUGUCGCGGUGUGCGGACCUUCGGGACUAGUGAGCAACGUUCGAAACACGGUGGCCACUGUUAGUGAACAACGUGGAUCAAGCAAAGGGACAGGUGCUGAGGGCGUGUACCUACAUGCAGAAAGUUUCGCCUGGUGA